Messenger RNA from Entrophospora sp. SA101, 2262 nucleotides. The record is from the annotation of a GenBank genome assembly. NCBI's taxonomy places the organism in Eukaryota, Fungi, Glomeromycota, Glomeromycetes, Entrophosporales, Entrophosporaceae.
AUGGAAAUUUAUGAGAAUAAACAUUUUAAUUCAGAUGAUGAUUGUGCAACAGUCAGAGGUGAUGAAUCAGAAACAGAACACACUGAUUUCCCAGCUUUUAAUAAAGAUGGUGUAGAUGAUAACGAUAAUAAUGAUAUUGUAAAUUAUGGUAUUAAAUAUAUGAAAUCAUUAGGAGAAACUUUUAACAACUUUGGUGAUGAAUUAACUGGUUCGAAAUCUCUUGACUGUAUCAUGGAAAAUUCAAGUAUGGAUAUAAUUGAUUCUAUUGACAAUAAUGAUGAUUAUAGUAUUAGUAGUAUCAGUAGUGAUGGUGAUUAUAAUAUUAAUGAUGGUGAUUAUCAUAUUUCCAUUACUGUUAAUACAAAAUCAGAAUCUAAAAAAGAUAAAGUGACAAAAACUAGAAGAUUGACUAGAUCACCUAAUAAUAAAAAGAAACAACCUCCAAUAAAUAAAUCUUUAAAAUUUCAAAGUACAAAGAACUUUUCUAAUAGUAAUAAGCGAAAAUUUAUUUAUAAAGUAAAUGAAAUAGAUAAGAAUGAUAUUUUUGUUAGAGAUAGAGCUGGUCAAACAAAUUUACAUAGAGCAUGUCAAGAAGGCAAGCUAGACAGAGUUAAAGAUCUAGUAGAUAAAGGAUCUGACAUUAAUGCAUGUGAUAAUGCAGGAUGGACUUCACUUCAUGAGGCUGCCUAUCAUGGAUAUUUAGACAUUGUACUUUUUCUAUUAGAAAAUGGAUCAGAAGUUAAUGCUAUUUCAUAUGAUGAAUUGGAUACUCCACUUCAUGAUGCAUGUGCUGAAGGCCAUGAAGAUAUUGUUAGAGCUUUAUUAGAGUAUGGAGCUGACCCUGAAAAAACUAAUGUAAAUGAAAAAAAACCUGGGGACUACACAACUAAUAAAAACAUUAUUAAAUUAUUGGGGACACCUGUAGAAGUUGUUAAAACACCUGUUAAAAAGUCAAACUUUAGUAGUUCAAUUAAAAGACCAGUAAAUGGUGAUAAUGGGGAAGAAAGUGGAGAUGAUGUUCAAACUAAAAGGUCUACAAUUUUGAAGGCAAAUGACAAUUCUAUACUUGAACCAAAAGAUUUUGCAAAUAAAAAAAAAUUAUUUAAUAGAUCAGAAAAUCCGAAAUCUAUUCAAAAGAAAUCACCAACUGCAAGUGUAAGAACCAAAUUCUCUAAUAAUGAUAUUUUAAGAAUGGACCUUAAAAGUAGAGAUUUGUCUGGGAGAAGUCAGCUUCACAUUCAUGCCAAGAAAGGUAACAUAGAAAUGGUAGGAAAUUUGAUUGAAGCAGGAGCCAAAAUCAAUAUUACUGAUAAUCAUGGACGUACACCACUACAUGAAGCUGCAUAUGAAGGUCAUUAUGAAAUUGUAAAUAUAUUAAUUGCAAUGGGUGCAAAUAUAAAUGCCACUGAUAAGAAAUUAAAUUCACCACUUCAUGAUGCAGCCAAGAAUGGUCAUACUGGUAUUGUGGAGGUACUUUUAUUAAAUAAUGCUAAACCUUGUGAGAAAAAUAUUGAAAAUAGAAUGCCCUUAGAUUUAGCUAAAUGUAGAAAAGACAUUGUUGAAUUAUUAUUUGAAUCUCCUGUAGAAAUAUUUGAAUUAGAAGUGAAAGAAGUAUUAAUAGAUAACAGUCAAACAUUGUUAAGUUUUAAUGCAUUUGAAGAGCUUCCUCCUACACCAGAAUAUUUGAAAAUGGAAAUAAAAGAUAAAUAUUCAGGGCCAUUGUAUACAGUUCAGCUGAACACUGAAAUUUCGGGAUAUCCACUUGCUGCACCCAUAAUUCCUCCAUCAGGAACAUUAUUUGUUGUGGAUUUACAAGUAGAAUUAAUUCUAAAUCUGAAAAUAAGCACAUUGAUACAAUCAUAUCCCAAUCUUAUCAACAGACCUAUCUCAUUAAUGGAAAAAGAAAGACUCUGGCCAUUACUACGUUCUAUGAUAUGGGCACCAUCAAGAUCCAUUAAUCCAUCUGAAGUUGUUGCAUUGGAAGAUCAAAGAAAAUCAAAAUUCUUAAAAGUCCAAAUGCAUUUUAUCAAGUAUGAAGAGGCUAUUAAAUUAAUCAAAGAUGAAUUGAAAAAUCUUUAUCUUACAACCGUUGAAUUGGAUAUUUCAGACUAUCCAAAUAUGGAUGAUGAUAAAACUAAGAUAAACCAUUAUGGUUCAUUGGAAAUUGAUAAUGAUAAUAAACUUCUUCCUUUGACAUUUCCGCUAACACCAAUUUCACCUACUGGAUCUAAUAGGUUUAUUUUUAAUUAUAAAAUGGUUUAG